AUGCCCAUCUCGGGGUCUUCGGCUACCCAAAGCAUCGAGAACUCCAGUACUGACGGUAAAACCCCCGGCUUUCUACUUGCCACGGAUGCAGCCGUGAACCCUGUUGGUGCUGCUCCCGGACGUCUUCGCCUCGCCGAGUACCCCGUCUCCACCCUCGCUACCGACCUCUCCCAUGGCUUUGCCAGCCUCCACUACCGGGGCCAGAGCGACACAGAGAAAACCAUCGCCGUCCUCCGCGCCUGGAACCUCAUGUCGGGCACGCAUCGGCAGGAUAGCUCUUACGGGGCCUUCAAUCAAGUGGUGCGAGCCUUGGCGCUGGACCACGUCACGGCCAUUCUCGUGCAGCAACGUCCUCCAAACUGCCGGGAUAUGCCGCCUGGUACCCCUCUGUAUGGGCCCAUGUCCGAGGUUUCUGACGACAGCGAUCCUAGCGAUCUUUUGCACGAAGGGUUUCGUGGUUUUGAAAGUGGAGAAGGGAAAGCCGUGGCGUACUAUGUGAUGGAAGGCGGGCACGUACGCCUGAGCGUCAAUCCCCUCUUUGAGUCCAUGCUCAUGUCGAUGACCGACGCCCUCUCCCUUCUCGAACAUCACCGGAUGCUUCCCAUUUUCCUGUGGGGGUGCCUUUUCACCCCGUUCUCCCAACGAAAGCUCUACGGUCGCUUGUCCCAGGCCAUCUUUUCCGCCGCUUCGCCU
Messenger RNA from Nannochloropsis gaditana CCMP526, 693 nucleotides. RefSeq lists its product as uncharacterized. The annotation marks the transcript as partial. The record is from RefSeq and is a predicted model, not a curated record. The transcript is spliced from 3 exons.